AUGAGCUCUCCUGCUAGGGAUUUCGACGGUCUCAAUGACAACGAGACUCUUGCAAUGCUGCAAGAGUACAUGUCGAAGAUGCAGCUCUCGAGCGAGAGAGAGAAGAUGGCGAGUGUUGAGCUGUUAGACGCCAUGGUGAAGAAAGCAGGUGGGCUGGUUGGGUUGGACAAGGACGACCCGCCGUCAGCAGCAAGGCAUCGAGUCUUGCACAGGGUCAUCAACCUCGUCGCGACGCUGUGUGAAGAUGGAGAUUUGAGGAGCAGGGCCGUCGAGGCUCACAUGCUUGACCUCCUGCUGGGGUUUUACCACUGUCGCGCGCCGGGCCCUGGGGGAGAGGAGGAGAAGGAGGAGCAGGAGGAGAAGGAGGCGCAGGAGGAGUUCAAGUGUGACGUGCUCAAGUGUAUCAUCAACCUUAUCCCAGCUCUGCAGGCAGACAGCAAGAGCUCACUACCGCUCGUGGAGCUGCUGCUCAAGGUGGUGCGAAGCGCAGGCAACCAGGAGAGUCAAGUGAGUGAUCCACUGAGCAACCAUGCGAUGAUCGCCAUGGUCAACCUGGCGCAGCGAGCUCCGAGUCUGCACAUGGAGAUGGUCGAGAGAGGCCUUGAGUCUGUCUUACUGUCCUGCCUGUCAAGAGGAAACGUCCAUCAGUUGCAUGCCCUGAAGCUGAUGAACGUCAUGUGUACUUCAGGGGAUGACUGUAGGGCAAGACUGUUCUCGGAGACCCUCCUUGCCAAGACGGGCGCCUUGAUGCGCCGCUGCCAGGAGCUGAGCAUACAACCUCCGCUCAAGCUCAGCAUAACGAUGUGCGCCAAGUUGUUGACGGGAAGCGACAAGCGAAUCUGGGGCGCAAGGGGGAUGGGAAAGAUGCUGUCUUGCUAUUUGGAGAAGGAGCUGGGCAGAGUCUGCUGCAUGCAAGGAGAUACGCUGCUGCGAGAGGUGAAGGAGAACUUGCUGCUGUCAAGUCAGACUCUGUACACCCUGGUGAAGAACGCAGCAGAGGAGGAGGCAGCCAGGAUGCACGGAGAGGGAGUGCUGCUGGACUGUCUGGAGGGAGGCAUGAGGCUGUUGAAAGUUCUGGAGGAGGGUGGCGGCGAGUCGCCGGGAGAGUCGCGGGACAAGAUCAGGAAAGUUGCUCUCGAAAUUCACCUCACGCUGUUGAAGGCCGUCGGCAAGUUCGCGGAGCGCCCAGCAUGCCGGGACCUGCUGAGGAAGCAACGCUACCUCAAGCAACUCGUGCGGAGCCUCCAACUUGCGAUCGCCCCUGGUGCCAAGGAGGAGGAGCAAGACAAGAUGGUCAUGAUGCAGGGAUACGCGGUGAGCCCUUGGGAUCGUCCUGCUCCCUCCGCUCCCCCCAUCUUCUCCGUGCUGACGUCAUCGUUCCUUGCUUCUUGUCAGAGCAAAGAGGAUGCAGAGGUUGUGGCAAGCUGCAUCUUGCAGGAUCUGAUCGAGCAGCUGGCGGCUCUGCGCGGAGCUGCUCAGACGUUGGCGUUGCAGCUUGUCUAUGGACUCGUCAGAAACUCGAAUGAAAACUUGAAGCGACUCGUCAGCCCGCAACUGCUGGGCUACUUUGCAUGCACUCUGAGAGAGGAGAACGAUGAGAAGAACGUCCAGAUCUUGAAGAGUUUGGAGAUGUUGACCAGGGUUAAGGACUUCCACAUCCCUUUGAUGCAGAACAAGAUAACAGAGGCUCUUCUUGCAAACUGUCAAAUAAACAGCAAGAGCAGCAGCAGCAGCAGCAGCAACAACAACAAGAACCACUCAGCAGAUGUCGACGAGCUUGUCUUGUCUUUGACAAUCUUGCAACGAUUGUCAACCUCGACGAGAGUUCUUCCACAUCUGAUUGAGAGCGGAUCUAGUCAGCUCCUUUGCAAAGUCUGCAACGAGCUGAUAGAGCACGUUGACCUACGGCCAAGGGAGGAGGAGAUCCUCCUCAUCCUCUGCCUUGCCCUGUCCCCGCUCCUCACCAAUGAGACCGUCGUGGUCGCCUUAACCUCACUCCCUCCAGACAUCCCCAGCAAGACCUGGAAGGACAGUCUGGGCCAGCCGGCAAGGGACAGCAGCAGCGUCAGCCUCCCCCAAGUCACCCUCUUCGAAGUUCUCUUCGCCAUCCGAAACCUCACGAUCAAGUCUGUGACGAGGUGA
Molecule: messenger RNA, 2142 nt
Organism: Guillardia theta CCMP2712
Lineage: Eukaryota; Cryptophyceae; Pyrenomonadales; Geminigeraceae
Exons: 12
Coding region: 1-2142 (713 amino acids)
Source: RefSeq, a predicted model, not a curated record